Dibothriocephalus latus is the source of this 845-nucleotide messenger RNA. The record is from the annotation of a GenBank genome assembly. NCBI's taxonomy places the organism in Eukaryota, Metazoa, Platyhelminthes, Cestoda, Diphyllobothriidea, Diphyllobothriidae.
GCAGUGACUUUGAGGAGAACCUGUCAGCUGUGGCCGUAAACUCCACCGCCAUCGAGGUAUCCUGGAAGCCCCCAAAACACGUGGCACCGGAUCUCGUCUACAGGUUGACGGUGGGUACGCACGCCACGGAAAUCAAGGAACGCGAGUUUACUGGUUUAUACGUCAUGGGUGGUUUGACACAAGACACAAAUUACAAGGUGUCUGUCUGUCUCGUCUUCAGGAUCCCUGAUUCUUUGGCGCCCUGCCUCACGACAUAUGUGAGCACACGCUCAUCGGGCGACUGUCCUGUUGGAAUGAGGCUGGUUCCGUUGAGUUCUACAGUCGUAAGAGUGGUUUGGGAACGUCCAAUGAGCAAGAAUCACACAUUUGACGACUAUCGACUGAAUAUAUCAAACGGAAUUGGCAGCCGAUUGGUGGGCGCAGGCGGCAGAAUCCUAGUCAAAGAUCUUAUGCCCUCCACCUCCUACAAAAUGACUUUGGAGGCCAAAUAUGCUGGAGAUGAAAAGUUCGGGGAACCAUUACGGGGAAGCGUGACAACCCCUCCAACCGGAGCUAACCUACCGACAAACAUCACAGCUUGGGCCGUUAACGCCACCGCCGUCGAGGUCCGCAUGGAUCUCCCGAAAUACGUGGUCUCAGAUGUCUUCUAUAUGAUAACAAUGGGUACCCAAGUGACAAAAUUCUCCGCAUACCAGUUCGCUGGCGUAUACACGAUGGGUGGUUUAGCAGAAGAACCAACCGACAAAGUUACUGUCUGUCUCGUCUUCGAAAACCCCGAUUUCUCGGCGGGCUGCAUUGAGACAAUUGUGCGCACACACUUAAGUAAGUGUGCCUGCGGGGUUUAA